AUGGGCUGUGUUUGGUGUAAGCCUUCUUCUUCUGCUAUAGAAGACAGUAAAGAUGAGCGUUUCUCAAACAAGUCUUCUUCUGAGCAUAGAGUACUUUCAAGACCUGUUGCUUCUUCUAGAAGAGAAGAGCCCCUUAGGACAAAGGAACGCUCUGAUGUUGUUAGUGUAAGACCAAAGCAAGCUAGUGUUUCGCGUGGGGAGAGUUUGAGUAGUAGAAGGGAGAAGAAGACAGAGAAUGUUAACUUCCCAAUGGGUAUUACGAUAGCUAAAGGAGUUGAAGCAGAGUAUGUAGCUGCAGGCUGGCCUCCAUGGUUGGCUUCUGUAGCUGGAGAAGCUAUCAAAGGAUGGAUUCCGCGGCGUGCUGAUUCUUUCGAGAAGCUGGACAAAAUUGGGCAGGGCACUUAUAGUAAUGUGUAUAGAGCUCGAGACCUGGAUCAGAAGAAGAUUGUGGCGUUGAAGAAAGUUAGGUUUGAUAACUUGGAGCCGGAAAGCGUGCGUUUUAUGGCAAGAGAGAUCCAGAUAUUGCGCCGCCUUGAUCACCCUAACAUCAUAAAGCUAGAAGGCUUAGUCACAUCAAGAAUGUCUUGCAGCUUAUAUCUUGUUUUCGAGUACAUGGAACAUGAUCUAGCUGGACUAGCCUCGCACCCCGCAGUUAAAUUUUCUGAAUCACAGGUUAAAUGCUACUUGCAGCAACUGUUACGCGGACUAGACCAUUGUCACACUCGUGGUGUACUUCAUCGAGACAUUAAAGGUUCAAACCUUCUAAUAGAUAAUAGUGGAGUUCUAAAGAUUGCUGAUUUUGGCUUAGCUAGCUUCUUUGAUCCUCGUCAAACUCAGCCUUUGACUAGCCGUGUGGUAACUCUUUGGUACCGUCCACCGGAGCUUUUGCUCGGAGCAACUCGCUACGGAGCAGCAGUUGAUUUGUGGAGCACAGGUUGCAUUCUUGCUGAACUAUAUGCAGGCAAGCCUAUUAUGCCUGGUAGAACCGAGGUGGAACAGCUGCACAAGAUUUUCAAGCUAUGUGGCUCGCCUUCAGAGGACUAUUGGGUAAAAUCGAGGCUGCCUCAUGCAACGAUUUUCAAGCCUACACAGCCGUAUAAACGCAUAGUAGAUGAAACAUUCAAGGAGUUCCCUCAGCCAGCUUUAGCCCUUCUUGAAACUCUGCUUUCAGUCAAUCCCGACGAUCGUGGAACUGCCAACUCAGCUCUUCACAGUGAGUUCUUUUCUACUAGACCUCUGCCAUGUGAUCCUUCAAGCUUGCCUAAAUAUCCUCCAAGCAAAGAGCUCGAUGCGAGGAUGCGGGAUGAAGAAAGUAGAAGACAAGCUGGAGGAAACAAGGGUGACCAAAGACACCAAGAAAGAAGAGGAGCUAAGGAAUCUCGAGCCAUCCCUGCUCCUGAUGCAAACGCAGAGCUGGUUGCAUCAAUGCAGAAGAGGCAGAGCCAGGCUAAUAAUAGAAGCCGAAGCGAGAAGUUUAAUCCACAUCCGGAAGAAGUUGCAUCUGGUUUCCCAAUCGAUCCACCAAGAUCAUCAUCACAAGCAUUUGAACCAAACAGAGAAUCUCAGGGAAACAUGAUUCCUCUUCACAAAAGAGCUUCACAUUCAGGUCCUCUAACGCGUAGAUCUGCUUCCGCAAAGGGAAGAAGGAACUACCAAGAUCCUCAGAAAGUUUCAUCCAUAGCUGCUGAUUACUCGGCAAUGCCUGGUUUUGCUGCAACAAGAACAGGAGCAUCACAACAAGAGACUUUCAGAGGAAUGUCUCGGCUUCCAGGUUCCUUCAAGGAAACCUCCGAAGAAGCAAGCCAAGAAGAGAAUGGUAGAAGCAACAAGAAAGACCCAAUUCUUUUGGGUUAUGGAUCAAAAGGGCACAAGAUUCAUUACUCGGGACCUUUGGUGGUUCCAUCAGGAAACAUGGAUCAGGUGCUAAAAGACCAUGACCGCCAUAUCCAAGAAGCUGUGAGAAGAGCAAGAAUCGAUAAGGCUCGAGUUAGAAAACAUCAAGCUGAAGAAGCAUCGAGCCAACAAGUAUAUGAUCAAACUCAAAAGUAUCCAUCAUCUGUUUCUAGCCGUUGACCAUCUCAGAUGCAAAAGUAUAUGAUCAAACCCAAAAAAAAAACUCAUUUGCUUGAAACAUUUUAACACGUCGUAUUUUGAGUGAAAAUAAUGUAAUUUUUAUUGAUUUGAGAUUAUAUAUCAUAGAAUCAAGUCUUGUCACGUUUUAGUCCCUGUAAUGUCGUGUUACCUUAUUAUAUGCGAGGUGUAGAACCAGGCUAUAUAUAAAUUAUAACCUAGAAGAACAAAAUCUAUAAAAUAAUACAGUAUUA
This is a messenger RNA of Eruca vesicaria subsp. sativa (arugula), 2324 nucleotides long. The record is from the annotation of a GenBank genome assembly. NCBI's taxonomy places the organism in Eukaryota, Viridiplantae, Streptophyta, Magnoliopsida, Brassicales, Brassicaceae.